Molecule: messenger RNA, 2852 nt
Organism: Hyaena hyaena (striped hyena)
Lineage: Eukaryota; Metazoa; Chordata; Mammalia; Carnivora; Hyaenidae
Gene: DEK
Product: DEK proto-oncogene
Exons: 10
Coding region: 51-1394 (447 amino acids)
Biological process (GO): regulation of double-strand break repair; chromatin organization
Cellular component (GO): nucleus
Molecular function (GO): DNA binding; histone binding
Source: RefSeq, a predicted model, not a curated record
GCCCGGCGGAGGGAGGGGCGGCUCGGCGCCCGCGGCUUCCCGCCUCGGGGAUGCCCGCAGCGGGAGGGAAGGCGCCCCCGGGGAGUGAGCGCGGCAGUCCCGGCCGCGGGGGGGAGGCAACUUGGAGGCCGGGUUUCCCGCGGCCCCCGGCUUCCUGGGGCCGUGAAGGGGCGGCCCCGUCGCGGGGGCCGCCCUGUCCCUGCCGCCGGGGUCGAGGGGACCGAGUGUGGCUUCUGGCCCGCCCGCAGGUCGGCAGCAUGUCCUCCUCGGGCCCAGCUGCUGAGGGAGACGGAACCCCCGCCCAGCCCGCGUCCGAGAAGGAACCCGAAAUGCCCGGCCGGAGAGACGAAAGUGAAGAGGAAGACGAAGACGACGAGGAAGAGGAGGAGGAGGAAGAGGAGGAAGAAAAAGAAAAGAGUCUGAUCGUGGAAGGCAAGAGGGAAAAGAAAAAAGUGGAGAGGUUGACCAUGCAAGUCUCUUCCUUACAGAGAGAGCCAUUUACAAUUGCACAAGGAAAGGGACAGAAACUUUGUGAAAUUGAAAGGAUACAUUUCUUCCUGAGUAAAAAGAAAACGGAUGAACUUCGAAAUCUACAUAAACUACUUUACAACAGACCAGGCACAGUGUCCUCAUUAAAGAAGAAUGUGGGUCAGUUCAGUGGUUUUCCAUUUGAAAAAGGAAGUGUCCAAUAUAAAAAGAAGGAGGAAAUGUUGAAAAAAUUUAGAAAUGCCAUGUUAAAGAGCAUCUGCGAGGUUCUUGAUUUGGAGAGAUCAGGUGUAAAUAGUGAACUGGUGAAGAGGAUCUUGAAUUUCUUAAUGCAUCCAAAGCCUUCUGGCAAACCAUUGCCAAAAUCUAAAAAAACUUCUAGCAAAGGCAACAAAAAGGAACGGAACAGUUCUGGAAUGGCCAGGAAAGCUAAGCGAACCAAAUGUCCUGAAAUUCUGUCAGAUGAAUCCAGCAGUGAUGAAGAUGAAAAGAAAAACAAGGAAGAGUCCUCCGAUGAGGAAGAUAAAGAAAGUGAAGAGGAGCCACCAAAAAAGACCUCUAAAAAAGAAAAACCUAAACAGAAAGCCACUCCCAAAAGUAAGAAAACUGUAAAAAGUGCUAACGUUAAGAAGGCAGAUAGCAGCACCACCAAGAAGAAUCAAAACAGUUCCAAAAAAGAAAGUGAAUCUGAGGAUAGUUCAGAUGAUGAACCUUUAAUUAAAAAGUUGAAGAAGCCUCCUACAGAUGAAGAGUUAAAAGAAACCGUGAAGAAAUUACUGGCCAGUGCCAACUUGGAGGAAGUCACAAUGAAGCAGAUUUGCAAGGAGGUAUAUGAAAAUUAUCCUGCUUAUGACCUAACUGAGAGAAAAGAUUUCAUAAAAACAACUGUUAAAGAGCUGAUUUCUUGAGGCAGAGGAGACAGAGGACUUGUCCCAUAGACGUCAGGAUCUGAUUUAUACCGUUAAUACCAGCAAAGAGAAUGUACUUCCUUUUCUAACCCUCGCGGGCGUUGUGUUGGUAGAACCUAUCGCUGAUCUUUUUAUCUGGAGUGUUAAGUAAAUUUGAGUUUGUGGUUUUAAAUUGCAUUUCUAUGCAGUUUUUAGUUUAAAAUUUUGCAUGGCAGUAACUGUUACUUGCUUUUAUAGCUGUAUUUUGUACAUUUUGGAUUUCUUUAUAUGAGAUCGUAGAGUCUUGAACCGUUGUAGUUUUUAGUGCGCUUAGUAUUCGCUUGUUUCCAACAUACUUUUAACCAAGUAGAAGAAACGAUUCCUGACAUUUAUACAUGCAGAGACCACGGCAGUAUUUAGAUGAAAUGUUUUGAAUACACACCUGACAGUGGCAGUGUGUUCAUCAUAUUAAAAAUGCACAGGCUUCAGCUAUCCAGAUGAUUAAAUUGGAAGUGUCUGCUGCAGAUGUAUAUAUGUCAGAUUGUCAGCAUGACAAAAGUGACAGAUGUUAUUUUUGUAUUUUUAAAAACAAAUUUGUUGUAUAUAAAGUUUUUUUAUUUCUUUUGUGCAGAUCAAUUUUUAAACUCCUAUAGGUAGGUGUCUUUGCAGUUAUAAACUGAACCGUCAGUGUUGGGCCGGAUGGUAUAUGACAGAGCAGCGAACUCAGUGGAGGAAACACUGAAGGAACGGGUCGUUCUCUGUCUGCCUCGGAAGUGUCAUCAGUUUGUAGUCUGAGUGUAAACUCUGCAAGUGUCUGUAGAUACAUUUUAUAUUAAGGAUACACCAAACCAACACAUCAGAACUUCAAAAUUGGGGUGAGGGUGGGAUUAAGUACAAGCACAUUUGGCUUAUAAUACAUGAACUGAUUUUUAUUAACUGCUUUUGCCCAUGUAAAAUGCUGAUAUUUACAGGAAACCUGGCCACCUUUAUAAUUAUGAUAAAUGCACCGAGUACAAUGCUAGAAGGUAAUGUGUAGGCAAUAGUGGGAAUCUCUGACAAAGUAUUUCUCAAAAGUGAUAAAAGACUUAUUUUUAACAUUAAACAAGUUUAAUGUAUUUGUGGAAUCAGGGCUUUUGGGUUUUAAAUUUUGGCCAAUCAGGAUUCUAGGUGAUCAACACACAGACUGCUCGUGAAUUAGACUGUUUCAUCUUUUACAUUGUCUUAUUCAGUUUACUAAAUACUUUACUGCUUAUGAGAGACUUAGGCCUUUGAUAAACCAGUUGAGUGUUUAAAAUGAACAUCCACCCAGAGAACAUGAAAUACAUAAAAAUGAUAAAUGUUGGCUGUAUUUUCACAGGUUUGACUUGUUUCUCGAUAAAUACAAAUGAAUAAACAACUAAAGGAGACCUAAGAAUUGGCCAUUGAUUUUAAAUAUUUAAUUUGUUCUUAUAAACCUUGUUAAUAAAAACCAUAAAUCCA